AUGCCACUAAGAUGGAGCGUGCCCAGGCGCGGGAAGCUGGAGAGCAAGGGGUUGAGGGCGUUAAUGCAGGACCCCAGAGGUAUACAGAGGCUUAAGAUCGUCCUAGAGAGAUCGCGGCUGAAAGGAAAAUGCUCGUCAAACUGUUCAUGUCAACCCACAAACUGGAGAUCUCAAACAAUCUCCUUAACUGCUCUUGAAGAAGUGGAAAUCAAUGGCUUCGAAGGACAGGAACAUGAGUUUGAUUUAUUGAAAUUAAUACUCAAAUGUGCACCAGUGCUUAAAAAGAUGAUACUGCAGCUGUCACGGGAGGCCUCAUCUAAUAACAGUGGAAGCACUAAAAUAUAUGACAUCUGCAGAACCUAUUCUUCAGUGGACUUCUUUGUUUAUGAGAGCUCUAGGCUAAUGCAUGGCGGCCAAAUUUAUCCAUUGACAUGAUUCCUGUCCUUACAUUGGCGGAUUCAAGUGCUCAUCGACAAACAUCACCCUUUUCCCAUUAUGAACAAUCAAUUACCUAGUCUCAAGACUUUGUUCGGUUGCUUGGACAGAACUUAUCAUGUGCAUGUUGUAUUACCAGUGUA
Molecule: messenger RNA, 578 nt
Organism: Triticum dicoccoides
Lineage: Eukaryota; Viridiplantae; Streptophyta; Magnoliopsida; Poales; Poaceae
Product: F-box protein At3g59000-like
Exons: 4
Coding region: 1-435 (144 amino acids)
Source: RefSeq, a predicted model, not a curated record